UUUUUCUUCUUUUCUGUAGUUCUUCAUCGUUGUGUUACUAAUGGUUGCAGACAUUCAAAAUGGAAGACAACAUCGUACAUUUGAAUGUUUGGGGAGGUGAUUGGGACCUGCCUUCAGUUGAUCCAAAUUGUCUGGCAGCCUUGGCGUACUGUAGGUUUUCUGGUGUUCCUGUUAAAGUUCACAAAAACACCAGCCCAUGGAAAUCACCUUCAGGAAACUUCCCUUGGCUGAGACACAAUGACAAUAAUGAGACCAAAGUAGCAAAUAUCUUCAGUUAUCUUAGAAAACAGAACUGGGGAUCAGAUUUUAACCUGUCUACUAAAGAGAGUGCUGAUGUUGUUGCCUAUAUGGCCUUGCUUGAAGAGAAACUACUCCCAGGAUUGUUACAUUUGUGGUGGUUAGAGAGUGAGACCUACUCAAAUAUUACACGACCAUGGUACACAAGGGCAACUCCAUUUCCAUUUAAACUAUGGUUACCGGGGACUUUUCAUAGUAAAGCUGAAAAAAGGGUGUAUGUAGCACAGGGAACAGAAAACAUCACAGAGGCAGAUAUAGACACAAAGAUUUAUAAUGAUGCAAAAAUCUGUUUAUCACUGCUGUCAGCAAAACUUGGGGAUAAAGAAUAUUUCUUUGGAAAUUUGCCUUCGUCACUGGAUGCUCUGGUGUUUGGAUAUGUGGCUCCUUUACUAAAUGCUCCACUGAACAGUAACCAAGUGACCACUCAUCUACGAUCAAAUUGUGAUAAUUUGUGUAUAUUAUGUACACGUAUAACAAGAGAGUUCUUUCCCCUGUCUCAAGAAGAAAUGGAAGCCAAACAUAAAGAAGAACAAAGAAAGAAAGAUGCUGAGUCAGACAGUCAGGAAUUUCCCAACAGGAAGAGAAACAUGGUGCUAGCAGGAGUGUUUGCUGUAACAACGAUGGUUACAUACGCUUUUGUGAGCGGACUUAUACGACUGGAAGUUAUAGAUGACGAUGAUCCUUUGAGUUAGACUGAAAGGAAAAAAAUGAAACUUACUUAAAGCAAUAAUUUGUUGGAGUGAUUGGUUGGAAUAUAAUAAGAACAAAGUUACUAGUGAUUGGUUGUGUUACAGUGUAAAAUAACACUGAAUGUCUCUAUGGUCUGUUUGGUUAGAUUGUGAAACACUGAAAGUUAUUAAUAAUCCUUUGGAUUCGGUUGUAAGAAAAUUAAAGUUAUUGUUAAAUAAUCCUUUUUAGGUAAGAUUGUGAAAGAAUUGAACUGUGUUUUGAAGGAUGUCAUAAUGUGGAUGCAAAAUAUGAUAAAUGUGUUAUGUUUAAUAAAAUCUGUAAAAAGAU
Messenger RNA from Mercenaria mercenaria, 1314 nucleotides. RefSeq names its product metaxin-1-like. The transcript is spliced from 8 exons. Gene Ontology annotation, biological process: mitochondrion organization. Gene Ontology annotation, cellular component: SAM complex. The record is from RefSeq and is a predicted model, not a curated record. The coding region runs from base 60 to 989 and encodes 309 amino acids. NCBI's taxonomy places the organism in Eukaryota, Metazoa, Mollusca, Bivalvia, Venerida, Veneridae.